Molecule: messenger RNA, 1769 nt
Organism: Polyodon spathula (Mississippi paddlefish)
Lineage: Eukaryota; Metazoa; Chordata; Actinopteri; Acipenseriformes; Polyodontidae
Product: nucleosome assembly protein 1-like 4
Exons: 14
Coding region: 270-1382 (370 amino acids)
Biological process (GO): nucleosome assembly
Cellular component (GO): chromatin; nucleus
Molecular function (GO): histone binding; chromatin binding
Source: RefSeq, a predicted model, not a curated record
AAAAAUGCCAUCUGAGAGAGUGAUUAAGAAGUGUAUUCUGUUUUCGCGACGGGGAAAGCCGUGGUGGUGGUGUUGGAUAAUACCCGACUCAGACACGUGUUCUCAGUUGUAGUGAAGAAGCAGGCGCGCCUGUCAGUGUCACGCAGGCGGAGAAACUUUAUGAACAGAUACAAAUAAUUGGAUUUUCUUCGCAUUUAAAUGCCAUUUACUUGAGCUGUAAAGACCUACGGUGUAGUAUAUACAAGUGAAGUGGGCCAAAGCCUUUUACUAUGGACGGUGACAAGAUUGGCAAAGAUUAUCCCCCCCACACCCAUUCUGUAGCGGAUCAGGUCGUGCAGAAUCCACAGGCCAUGGCUGCUCUUCGGGAACGACUUGAAAGUGCAUCACAUACUCCAUCCACCAUCAUGGAUAGUAUGCCAGUACAGGUCAAGAGACGAGUUAACGCCUUAAAGCAGCUGCAGGUCAAAUGUGCACACAUAGAAGCCAAGUUUUAUGAGGAAGUCCAUGAACUAGAAAGGAAAUAUGCAGCCAUGUAUCAGCCACUGUUUGACAAGAGACGAGAAAUAGUUACUGGUAGUAUUGAGCCUACAGAUGAGGAGUGUGAGUGGCACAGUGAAGGAGAAGAGGAGGAUGAAUUAGCUGAAGAUAUGAAAAAGAAAGCAACAGUAGAUGAAAAUAAAGAAGAUGCAGUACCAGAGGAAGCACUUAAAGGAAUCCCAGGGUUCUGGAUCACGAUAUUCCGGAACGUAGAUAUGCUAAGCGACUUGGUACAUGAGCAUGACGAGCCAAUCCUGAAUCACUUGCAGGACAUCAAAGUUAAGUUUUCUGAUCCUGGACAACCAUUGAGUUUCACGUUAGAGUUCCUCUUUGAGCCCAAUGACUACUUCAACAAUGCUAUCCUAACAAAAGUCUACAAGAUGAAGUCAGAACCAGACCAGGCAGACCCUUUCUCUUUUGAAGGACCUGAAAUUGUCGACUGUGAAGGAUGUUUAAUUGACUGGAAGAAAGGCAAAAAUGUGACUGUAAAAACAAUCAAAAAGAAGCAGAAGCACAAGGGCCGUGGCACAGUGAGGACAAUCACGAAACAAGUACCCAGUGACUCAUUCUUCAACUUCUUCAACCCUGUCAAAGUUUCUGGAGAUGGAGAGGCAUUGGAUGAAGAUUCUGAAUUCAGUUUAGCAGAAGAUUUUGAAGUUGGACACUUUUUCCGUGAACGGAUAGUUCCUCGGGCAGUGCUGUAUUUCACUGGAGAAGCCAUAGAAGAUGAUGACGAUAAUUUUGAAGAGGAGGAGGGCGAAGAAGGCGAGGAAGAGGAAGAUGAAGAUGAAGAGUAUGAUCCUAAGAAAGAAGCAACCCAGCCUACUGAAUGCAAACAGCAGUAAACAGAUCCCACUGCCAUGAGAUUAGCAGACAACACCAUGUUAACCAGAUGUAUCAAAAUACUCCAGCCUGCAGAUGUGGUUUUACCUUCUCAGUGCGUCGCAAUCUUGACUAAUUCAAAAACAUAAAAUAAUUCUAAUAAUAAUAAAAAAAAUGUUUUAAAGCGCAUGAAUUGUUUUUUCCUCUAACGUCUAACUUUUUUUUUGGGGGGAGGGCUUACCUUACCUUACCUUUGUACAUUGUAAAAUGCAAUUUGAAGCAAAGCAUAAAACUACAUCCUGGGUUCCUCUGUUAUGAACUUUUUGAAAUGUACAGCCACAAAUAUGUAGUGUACAAUUUAUGUAUCAACACAACUCAGCCAUUCAAUAAAGGAAUCAUAUUUAAACCUA